Messenger RNA from Diuraphis noxia (Russian wheat aphid), 1899 nucleotides. RefSeq names its product synaptic vesicle glycoprotein 2B. Gene Ontology annotation, cellular component: membrane. NCBI's taxonomy places the organism in Eukaryota, Metazoa, Arthropoda, Insecta, Hemiptera, Aphididae. Gene Ontology annotation, biological process: transmembrane transport. The record is from RefSeq and is a predicted model, not a curated record. Gene Ontology annotation, molecular function: transmembrane transporter activity.
UCGACCAAUUUAAACGUAUUAAUAUAUUUUUAAUUCGAUAGCUUGUGUUCUUGCGCUAUGAAAGUCGAUAAGUAACUAAUAACACCAUUUAUCUGAGACUGUGUUAAAACGAUAUAAUUACUGUGYAUCAUGACAUUUGCCGAUAGUAAAAUGGAUUAGUAAUAUUGAAUUUAAAUUAUGGCAAUCGUUUUAUUGCACGUAUGGACGUUGAAGUAAUAACUUUAGUUAGGGACGCUGGGCAGAGUGUUUUUAAUUUAUGCAUAAUUUUGAUUGUUUGCCCAUUGCGUGAUGAUCAUGAUGGAAAAGAAUAAUUCAAAAGAAGACGCAAAAUCUACGUGCCUUAAAAGUACUCAACUGGUACAUUUGGAUACAGACAUCAAAAGUUUUGAAAUAGCAACUUCUAAAUAUUUGAUAACUAAACCAGUAAAUUUGGACCAAGCUAUCGGAAUUGUUGGAUUUGGAAGUUUUCAUUACUACAUAUUGUUCAUUUGCGGAUCGUUAUUCUCAGCAAUCUCCAUUAGCGUGACGUCAGUGUCCUUCAUUAUACCGUCAGCACAGUGUGAUUUUCAUUUGACAUCUGUCCACAAAGGCAUCCUAAAUGGAGCUUCGAUGAUAGGAAUGUUUUUCGGAUGUUUUAUUACGGGUUACAUGGCAGAUUCCAAAGGCAGAAGGUAUACAUUAGUCGUCUGCAUGAUGAUUGAUGGUAUCUUCAACCUCAUAUCUAGCGUGUCUCAGAUUUAUCCAAUACUAUUAUUCUGCAAGUUAAUGAGUGGAUUUGGGGUAUCUGGUGUUACAGUGUUCUAUUCAUACCUCGGAGAGUUCGUAAACGACAAAAAUCGUGAAAAAUUUCUUUGUUGGAUGGAAAUGUUCUGGACAUUUGGUGUAAUAUUACUUCCAUGCGUGGCAUGGUUAGUUAUACCACAAACAUUUAGAAUCGAAUACGGUUUCUUUUUGUUCAGAUCAUGGAAUUUAUUUGCGAUUAUUUGUUCACUCCCGAGUAUAAUAUUUUCAYUUUUAUUGGUUAAAUUGCCGGAAAGUCCAAAGUUCUUACUCAACAAGGGUAAACACGACGAGACUAUCGAUUGCUUGAAAUUCGUCUAUAGAUGGAAUAAUAAGACUGAUGGUGAAUUUCCGGUGUCUUCAUUAAUGUUACCCGAUUGUAUAAAUGAACAGAAAAAUAGCUUCUUUAGUGGACUUUACAAGAGCAUCCUGGAGCUGUUUACAUCUAAAUUCAAAGUUAGAGCUAUGAUUACAUGUGCGAUACAAUUUUGUUGCACUGCCAGCUUUUACAUGAUGGUUUUGUGGUUCCCAGAGCUGAUGAAUAGAUUUCGAUGGUAUGAAACAUUAUAUUCAGGUCCCAAAAAUAUGACAAAUAUGUGUGAAAUCGUAUCUCUGUUUAAAAUUGAACCCGAAGAGAUAGAUCUCAAAUGCAAUGAUGAAAUCGAUCAAUCUGUAUACGAGAACAUUCUCAUCAUUGGCAUUGCUUGUAUACCUACAAGUAUUAUUGUGCCGUUAUUAGUCAACAGAUUUGGAAUUAAAUUUUUUUUAGUGUUAAGUUUUUUCGGGUCAGGUCUCUCCGCUGCUUGUUUGUAUUUCAUUACGUCUUCAUUCGAGAAUAUCGUGCUAUCGUCYAUAUUUGAAGCACUUUCCAGCUUGGGUAUUGGUCUAGUAUUUUGUAUAAGCGUUGAACUAUUUCCGACAGAAUAUAGGGGCGUUGCCGUAUCUAUUGGUUCCAUGUUUGGCAAAGUAGGUGCAGUUAUUGGAAACAUCAUAGUUGGUGUAUUUAUUGAUGCACAUUGUAUGGUUCCUAUUUUAGUAUCGUGCUCUUUUUUGAUAAGUAAGCACACCAAAUUUUUAAGAAAUCGAAAAAAUCGUUAAACUAAGUGUUGAUUGUAGAUA